AUGUGUCGAAUUUCGUUGGCGUUGUUGGCGCCUAGUAGUAGUAGUACUGUUCUCUGCCAACCGUCGUCAUCGCGUGAAACUCCCGAGACAGACAAGAGCUUUUUCGAGACGGACGACGCCUCUUCUUCCACGACGGAAAGAAGACAGGACGCCGAAGGUACUUCUCCGUUGAUUCAAGCCACUCCGAAGGUAAAGCGCUUCAAGAUAUCGCCGCCUCGCGUCUGCCCAAACGCGCCGACGAAGCCCAAACCAGACCUGCGGAGAAAAAUGUCGCCACAGGCGGCGAAACGAUUGUUUCGUUCCCUAAAAUUUGAAGACGUGGAGGUCAACCAUUCGCCAUCACCAUAG
Messenger RNA from Closterium sp. Yama58-4, 348 nucleotides. Lineage: Eukaryota; Viridiplantae; Streptophyta; Zygnematophyceae; Desmidiales; Closteriaceae. The record is from the annotation of a GenBank genome assembly.